Prorocentrum cordatum is the source of this 2703-nucleotide messenger RNA. The record is from the annotation of a GenBank genome assembly. NCBI's taxonomy places the organism in Eukaryota, Dinophyceae, Prorocentrales, Prorocentraceae.
AUGCCGCGAGCCGCUGGGGCCUCGGUUGCCACCAGGCGCGGGCCGUCGCAUGUCAUGGACGAGCCUGCUGGUAGCGCCCAGGCAGCCGACCUGCAGCGGCUCGCAGCGCAGCGGACGCACCAGGCGAUGGCCAAUGGUGGAGGCCGGCUUUGCACAGGAUCCGCUCGGAUGGUACCCUGGCGGCCGCCCUGGUGCCACACCCUCGUGCAGCUGCUGCUGGUGAGGCGGCUGCGCAGCCUUGCGGACGACGCUGGUGCCGCUCCCUGCGAGGCGGCGCUGACGACCAGCUCCAUAUAUCACUGGCGGGCGCUGUGGCAGCGGUCCAUUCCAGCGACCCCUCAUCUCGAGCAGUGGCUUGUCGAGCUGGCCCGCCGCUCCUCAUGCGCCGCCUGCGCGCCGCGCUUCGGAGCCCUGCGCUCGACGUCACAAGGUGCCAUGCCGCCCGGCGAGGGCUGCGUCCUCUGCGCCGCCGCUGCCGCCAGGGCGGCGCCGGGCUCCUCGCGCAGGCCCCGGUUCGGGCUGCUCGGCGGCAGUGGACUUCCGCGCGCGGCCGCCAGCCGCCACUCGAGGCCAGAGGUGGGCAUCAUCGGCGGCGCUUCCGCCGCUGCCCUGGUCCGUUCCGCCACGUCGGCGGCGGAGUCCCCCGGCGGGGGCCUGCCGCGCCUCGUGGCCGCCUGCCCAUGGCCUGCUCCGUCGCGCCCGCACUCCUGGGCGGUCGCGAUCGAGGCGCGCGCCAGCAAGCAGGUCCUGCUGCUGCUGGCGCUCCGCCAGAGGCCUCGCACCGAGCAGGGCGCCACCGCCACCUCGCCGCCGGCCGCCCGCGGGGCCGCCCACGCUGCCCAAAGCCUGCGCAGCAGCCGCGCGUCAGCUGGCAGCGGCGCCGCGCCAGCUCGGAGGCGCCCGCCGCGGCAGCUACCAGCGCUGUCGCGGGACCAGGGCUACUCGAUGCCCGCAGCCGCUCUGCGCCUGGACGACACCGCCACCAGCAGCGGCGGCGCCGAGGUGUCCCCUCCGAUGAAGAUGACUGCAAGAUCUGAAGGUACUACGCCGUGCAUGGGCCGCAUGGACACACACUUCGGGAGUGGGUACGACAUCGGCGCGGCCUCCCUCAUCGACGGCAAGCUGGCCCUAGAAUUCGGCGAGCUGUUCGGCGACGAAGCGCUUCGGCGAGCGUCGUUGGCCGAUGCGUCCACCGCUCCGGAUGCCCCUCAAACGCAAAAGUCCAGCUACGUCAUGAAGAAGCUCUCCCGAAAACGGGGAGAGCCCGGCUACUGGCAAGAGAGGGCACACCUGGCCAUGUAUCGCCUCGUGCAGCACCGCGUGUUCACAAGUGUGUUCCUGCUGCUGACCUUCUUCGCCCUGUUCGCACCCGACCUCGACCUGCUGUACGGGGACAAAAAUUCGGAGAUUGUCGUCGCGGCGACGACUAACGUGGUAUUCGGGUUUUUCUGCUUCGAGAUGGUUCUCCAGUCCUUUGCGAAGCCGCAGUAUUUCCCGAGGUGGCCACUCUUCAUAGACUUCAUCUCGCUGGUGUCCAUUGUGCCGGACACGUACUUUUUCAAAGUGGCCAUGUCCAACCCGGACGUCCUGGUGUCCGGGAGGCUCUCAUCCUUCGAGAGUUUCUUCAAGCUGGCCACGCGCUCCACCCGAGCCUUCCGGCUGAACCGCCUGUUCAGGAUAGUGAAGAUCGUGGCCCUGGUCCCGAGGGUAACCAACCUCUUCGUCCGGAACAAGAGGAAUGUGGAUGCGCAGGUGGACAAGAUGCUGGCGAAGAAGCUGGAGAGGGUGUUCGCGGUCCUGGACGAGGACCUUGACAACAAGAUCGAGUACGAAUCCCUACAGUUGUGCUUGAGCAGGAUGAAGAAGGGAAAGGGCAUGCAAGACAGGGUGUCGCAGACGACAAUGUUGGCGGCACCGUCGUCCACGUUCAUGAACAUCGGCGCGUCCGGCGGCGUGUCUGUCAGGUCGCUGAAGACCCACAUGUCCCUGAGGACCCCGACCAGCAGGGGACACCACCGCGUGGUGACCUCGGCGGCGACCUCGUCAACCCUCGGCGAAAAGGCCGCGACCCCGAUGUCGGGCAGCCCUACAGACAGCCGCGAGGCCUCGUCACAGCUCGUGUGGCAGAAGGCGGAGACGGACAGCCGCGGCCAAGACAGCAUCACCCGCGCCGCUCCGCCCGUCCGCAGCAGCGUCACCUCGAACCUGGUCUCCGAGGACAGCGUGACCCUGGACGUCUUCAAAGGCAAAAUCAUGGAGGACGAGUGGGUAUACCAGAAGCUUCGAGCAGCUUGCGAAGCUGAGCUGAGGAAUUCCCACAGCGUGGGCAAUAUGGCCUCGAAGCACGCGGAGGACGUGGGCAUGAAGGUCGCGCUCGCGGUGCUGGUCAUGCUGCUGGCCGUCAACUUGUUGUCGCCCACUCAAGUCGACCUUUCGGCGCUGCAGGGCCUGCGGUACCUCGACCACCAGCGGCCGAAGAAGUUGCCCAUGUGCCGGAACGAUGCGUUUGUAGGACUCUGCGCCCCUGGCGGGUGGGCCGCCGUGCGUCGCGCGGCGCGGACGCGCUUUCCGCGUCGUAGCGGCGCUGCCAAGGUGGUCAGGAAGAUGGCCGACGGCUCGAUGAACGCCACCGGUACUUUCUUGAAGGCGUGCUUCGUUCCAGAACCGACCACGAUCGGCCGCGUGAGUUUAGGUUUGAAGUAG